This is a messenger RNA of Cicer arietinum (chickpea), 4382 nucleotides long. RefSeq lists its product as uncharacterized. Gene Ontology annotation, molecular function: ATP binding; protein binding; protein kinase activity. The record is from RefSeq and is a predicted model, not a curated record. Gene Ontology annotation, cellular component: cytoplasm. Lineage: Eukaryota; Viridiplantae; Streptophyta; Magnoliopsida; Fabales; Fabaceae. Gene Ontology annotation, biological process: protein phosphorylation; signal transduction.
UGUAUGUAUUUGGCGAGAAAGAAAAAGCGGCGCACAAACAAACACAGCAAUUUGUAGAGAGAGAAAUUUCCCAUUCUUUUAGAGAGAGAAAGUGAAAGUGCCGUCAUUUUCCGGGAAAAUUGAGCGGAAACAGAUUCAGACUUUCCAAAAGAUAGCGUGAUGGGGGCAAAGUAACAGAUUCUAAAUGGCUUCUUUCGCUUCUCCCCUCAAAUCGUUCUUUCCACUUCAAAAAUCGCUUCUUUUUUCUCAACCAUUGUGUUACCAUCAGGAAAUUGUACAGUUAAGCGGCGAUUUGUGAAUCGAAAAGUUAGUAGUAUUUCUUGAGAGUUUCAAAGUGUUCUGAUUCUUCCACAAUUUUGUAUGGUGUCUACGGCAUUACUGGAAGUCUAGAACUUGUUUUUACCUCGGUCGGUAUUAUUCUGUCGUGAAGAGAAAAAAUAUGGUAUGAUGGAACAGUCAAGAUUCCAAAAUCAGCUUCAUUGCAAUACCACCAUGGAACCUAGAAAUGAGGAAGUCCAGCCAGGAUCUCAGUCAGUAAUGCAGGACUAUCUGGACAGUAUGUAUUCUAAUAGAAGACCAUUUGACCAUAGCACAUCAGACGUUAAACCAGUACUGAAUUAUUCAAUACAAACUGGCGAGGAGUUCGCUCUUGAAUUUAUGAGAGACAGGAUAAAUCUUAAGAAGCCUGUAUUUUCAAAUGUCAAUGAUUCCAAUUCUACAACUAAUUGUAUGGAGCUGAAAGGCGUUUUAGGAAUCAGUCACGCAGGACCUGAGAAUGGGUCGGGCGUUUCUAUGCGCUCAACGGUUGAGAAAGGUCCAGCAGAGUUUAACCGACAGAGUACAUGGUUACAUGUUGGAGACAGAAGCAACUAUGGGUCAAUUCGAUCAACAUCAAGAACUUUGUUGAAUCAGGACACUGGUCAAUUUGGGCGUGGUUAUGGUUCUUAUGGUGGUUUGGAUAGCUCAUCGAGGAUGAUGAAGUGUCUUUGUAGCUUUGGUGGUAGAAUAUUACCAAGGCCAAGUGAUGGAAAACUAAGGUAUGUGGGAGGUCAGACACGUAUUAUUCGUUUGAGAAAAGACAUAUCUUGGCUGGAGCUUAGGCAAAAAGCAUUGCUAAUCUAUAAUCUGGUUCAUAUACUGAAGUAUCAACUUCCUGGCGAAGAUCUUGACGCUUUGGUAUCUGUAUCAUCUGACGAGGAUUUGCAGAAUAUGAUGGAGGAGUAUAAUCUUAUAGAAGAUAGAGAACCUCCCCUAAAGCUUAGGAUUUUUUUGUUCUCAAUUAACGAUUUAGAAGAUGCUCAGUUCGCUCUCAGCAGCAUAGGCGAAGAUUCUGAGGUCCAGUAUGUUAUUGCUGUUAAUGGCAUGGAUUUGGGAUCAAGAAACAACUCAACCCCACUUGGUGUCGAUUUUUCAGCAGAUGAUAUUCGUGAAUAUGAUAGGAAAACUAUCGAAAGGGAGACAAUUAAUGUUGCUGUAGAAGCUAUUGGUGUCCAGAAUGCUCCCUUGGCUAACAACAAAUCUGACACUUCAUUGGCUCCACAAUCUUCGCAGCAAGUAUUACCAAUGCCUUCAAAUGCUUAUCAAAGUGAUCGGCUGACUUACGGUGACCAAAUGACGCAAGCUGGGGAAAUUAGUCGCCAAUAUCCUGUUCACCCUGGACUUCAUCCCUCGCAUAACCCUGUCGUUGGAGAGACUCCUAUUUCUAUGUCUCCUCGUCUUCUGAGCAAUCAUCCAGGGAUUCUGAAUGAAGACCAUCCACCUAGUGGAUUACAAAUACAAAAAUUGGAACCAUCUACAGUGGGGGUGAAAACGGUAAGUGAUAAUUCAGGCAAACAAGGGAGUGACCCUGGUAAAGUUGGAUCCUUGGAAACUCCAUCCCCAUCUCGGUCACAGCCCUUUGAUGAUCACUUGAAAAAUAAUUGUCCCGAAGCAUCAACUGUAGUUACUCUGCCUAAGGAGCAUCUACCUUUGUUCCCCUCCACAAAAAAUGUUCAGCACCAGGAUUAUGAAGAGGCGUCUUCUACAUCUAGCAGUUCAUUUGUCCCUGCUUAUGUUGAUUCCCACCCCAAUGCAAUUGAUUUGAGUUGUCUUCAUCCUCCUCCACUUCCUAAACGAGUUUACUAUUCAGAAAGAACUCCGAGGGAGCAAGUAGAGGUCCUGAAUCGGUCCUCAAAGUCAGAUGAUGCACACAGCUCUCAGGUUCUUGUGGCAGAUUUGCUCUCUGAUAUCAAACCGGAGGAUCCAGUAACAGAAUCUGGUGACAACUUGCAUGAUGGUAGUCUGUUAGGUCCAGUUGAGAAGCCAAGUAUUUCAGCAAAGCCUUUUCCUGUAGAUGACCAUACCAAUGACAAUGGAUUUGCCAAACAUCAAAUGAAUAAACCGCUGCUUGAUACAAACAGCCCGAUAAAGUCAAGCCUAUCAGAGCACAUGGAUCCUGAGUUGAAGCAAGUCUUGCUGAGUAACGAAGGAAACAAAGAUUUGGAAACUAAAGAUAACCAUAUCAAGCCCUUGUUUGAUGAAACCGAAACCAAAUAUGGUAAAUCAGAUCUUCCUGCUAUUCAUCAUGUUUCCUCUGUUGAACGCCUUGAUAAUUUAGCAUCCAAUCUUCCAGAUAUUGAUUGGGGUGAAGCCUAUGGGAAGGAAUCUAAUGAUAACAAUGUGGUGCAAGAACUACCUGUUUCUUUAGCUGCAAACAUAAACAAAGGUGUUUCUCAAGAUUUCCCCCCAAAUGUUUCCAAACCAGUACAAGGUGACAUUCUAAUUGAUAUCGAUGAUCGAUUUCCCCGUGAAUUGCUUUCUGAUAUGUAUUCUAAAGCAAUACUUGACGAAGAUCCCUCCAGUUUGAAUCCACUAUCUGCAGAUGGAAUGGGCUUAAGUGUAAAUAUGGAAAAUCAUCAACCUAAAAGUUGGUCAUAUUUUGGAAAGCUGGCACAACAAGGGCUUUCUGAUAAUGUCUCUCUUAUUGAUCAAGAUCAUCUUGGUUUUUCACAUGUGAUAGGAGAACCAGGGGAUAAUAGAUCUCAUCAUGUUACACCUCAAACAACUGAUAGAGUUCCUCUAGAUCGUGAGGAUUCCCAUGUUCUGAAAUCCAAUUAUGACCAUUCCCCACUUACUGACACCGAAAGUAUGCAAUUUGAUGUUAUGAUGGAAAACCUAAGAGCACAAGAGUCUGAGUUCGAGGAUAGCAAGUUUGAAACCAAAAAUUAUAAUCUAUCUCCACUUGAUCCUUCUUUAGGAGAUUUUGAUUUCAGUACUGUGCAGGUUAUUAAGAAUGAAGAUCUUGAAGAGUUGAGGGAACUAGGUUCUGGUACAUUUGGGACUGUGUAUCAUGGAAAAUGGAGAGGAACAGAUGUUGCUAUCAAAAGAAUAAAGAAGAGCUGCUUCACUGGUCGAUCAUCUGAGCAAGAGAGACUGACUGCAGAGUUCUGGCGAGAAGCUGACAUUCUUUCAAAGCUUCAUCAUCCAAAUGUAGUUGCAUUUUACGGUGUGGUACAGGAUGGACCGGGAGGUACAAUGGCUACUGUUACAGAAUUCAUGGUGGAUGGUUCUCUUAGGCAUGUGUUACUUCGCAAGGAUAGGUAUCUUGAUCGUCGCAAAAGGCUGAUAAUUGCAAUGGACGCAGCUUUUGGAAUGGAAUAUUUACACUCAAAAAACAUUGUGCAUUUUGACUUAAAAUGCGACAAUUUGCUUGUGAACCUGAAAGAUCCUUUAAGGCCAAUAUGCAAGGUUGGUGAUUUUGGCUUGUCAAAAAUUAAACGAAAUACCUUGGUCACUGGUGGUGUGCGAGGGACUCUACCUUGGAUGGCGCCAGAGCUGCUGAAUGGAAGCAGCAACAAGGUCUCAGAAAAGGUUGAUGUGUUCUCCUUUGGCAUAGUUUUAUGGGAAAUUUUAACUGGUGAGGAGCCAUAUGCCAAUAUGCACUAUGGUGCAAUUAUAGGUGGGAUUGUAAAUAACACAUUGCGGCCAACCAUUCCUAGUCACUGUGAUCUCGAAUGGAGAACACUGAUGGAGCAAUGUUGGGCGCCGAAUCCUGUAGUCAGGCCUUCCUUCACCGAAAUUGCAAGUCGCUUGCGCAUAAUGUCUGCAGCAGCUAGUCAAACUAAGCCACAGGGAAACAAGACAUCUAAAUGAGUCAGAUAGCAUUUUUGUUGCUAUUCAUAGUGUCUAAUUCAAUUUAUUUAACGGUACUCCAAGGAAGUAAGUUGCACCAGGGUUGGUGCUAGUCUUUAGGUUUAAAUUUUUGGUUUUUUAACAAAUAUAUAUACAUAUAAUAAUCUAAUACUAUGCUAGUCAAAGUACUUGUUGUACACCAAUGCUUCAAUACAAGUGCAAAAUUGUCAUAUUCAUUCUUAUAAACAUUUGUGAAACUUUUUGGGAGCGCA